UUGCCGUCACAAAAACACAAAUAGAAUAACAAAUUCAAAAUUAAUAAUAAAGUAAAAACAAAAAGAGAGAGGGCGACAUCCAACAGCAAAGAUGCCUUGCUGCGCACAAGACAGCACCCAUGACUUGACAUACGAAAAUGUGUUCGAGGAUAAAUCGACUAGGCGCAGUUUCAUUAUGAAAGUCUGUUUGAUAACGGCAUGUAUGCUACUUGCGACGACAGCAAUUUUGGCAAUAUUUGUGACUAAUGAAGACGCCAAAAGUUGGCUGUACAGAAAUUCUUGGAUUGUCAUUGUGGCCAUCGCCGCCACAUUAGUAAUUCUGAUUAUGUGUUGCUAUUGCCCCUUCCUUUUCCGCAAGAAGCCGAUUAAUUAUAUCCUGCUCAUGAUAUUUGUCGCUGGGGAGUCCAUUUUAAUAUCCUUUAUAUCAAUGAGAUAUUUGCCCUCUCAGGUGUUAAUGGCCAUUGGCUAUACGGCCCUCCUGGUGGUGGCUCUGGCCCUGUUCGCUCGGUUCGCUCCCUGCGACUUCACCGGCUGUGGUCCAUAUCUGCUGAUUUUUUGUCUUGUCUUGUUUGUAAUGGCUAUUGUUAUGUUCUUCUACCGAUCGUUCUGGCUGCUCAUUUUAUUCUGCAGCCUUGGAAUAUUGGUGUUCUCCCUGUAUCUGGUGGUGGACAUACAGAUGAUGAUUGGCGGUAAACAUAAGAACCAGUACGAUGAGGAGGACUACAUACUAGCUGCCCUCUCUAUCUACAUUGACAUUAUUCAAUUGUUCUACUACAUACUCCUGUUACUUGGCUUACUUGAUGAGUAGAAUUACGAGUAUUUAUUGUGCUGAUUUGAAUUUUAAGUGCAAAUUUGUAAAUGUAUGUAAAUUAAGGAUUACACUAUCUAUCGUCUAUAAA
Drosophila pseudoobscura is the source of this 899-nucleotide messenger RNA. RefSeq names its product protein lifeguard 1. The record is from RefSeq and is a predicted model, not a curated record. The transcript is spliced from 3 exons. Lineage: Eukaryota; Metazoa; Arthropoda; Insecta; Diptera; Drosophilidae. Bases 92 to 808 code for a protein of 238 amino acids.